CCACCUCGUGAACCUCCAGAGUAAAAAAGCAGCUUACAGCUGACUCUACAAUUGUAGCCCCAACUGUCUCUCCAACCGACUAUGCCCUGCCACCAGAGAAAAAGUGAGGCCGAGUGUCAAAGUCCAACAUAAUUAAAGCAACACCUUGGUCCAUAAUUAUUCAAUCACCAUUUAAUAACAAAUCCAAACUCUCCACCUGAAAAUUUGCCCAUAUACUAUACACUACUGUGUGCGCCCAAUGGAGAUCAAGGCCAACAUUUUCUAAAGCUUUGAGUUUUUUCCCUUUUUUUAAUCCUUUUUUUUUCUUUUUCGAGAAUUUAGAUAUUCACGUAGAGAAAAGAGAAGGGGGCCUAGAGAAAUUGUUGGGUUUGAUCUGUCACAGAUCAUAUAGCUGUUCUCAUCAUCAUUCAAAGAAAUUGAUCUUGAUAACAAGUUUGUGGUUGGAAUGGUUGAGAAUUGAAGGGCUAAGAUGAACCUUCACAAGGUAGACAUGCAACAAGGCCAUGGAUGAGGUACCUGGCUCUGUAGGGACCAGUGCCAGCUUCUCUUUGAGAUUGGGUCAGGCCAUCUUUUCCUCUGCUUCCCUUCUUUUCAUGUCUCUUGGGGUUGAGUUCUACAGCUACACUGCUUUCUGCUACCUGGUAACAAUCAUGGGUCUGGUUAUACCAUGGAGUUUCACAUUGGCAAUGGUGGAUGGCUACUCUGUUCUUGUUAAAUGUCCUCUUCGACAGCCCGGAAUUCUGCUGAUCAUUGUUGUUGGAGAUUGGGUAUUAUCAAUUCUCACUCUAGCUGCAGCAUGCUCAACAGCGAGCGUCGUGGACGUCCUGCUUCAUGCGAACGGUCCGUAUUGCCCUCCAAAGUUUUGCAGCAGGUAUAAAAUAUCUGCUGCUAUGGCUUUCAUGUCAUGGUUCCUGUCUUUGGCUUCAUCUCUGUUCAAUCUUUGGUUACUUCCGUCCUUAUGAUUCUCAUAUGAAUAUGAUCUCGUCUUCGACUUCUGCAGAAAUUUGUGAUACAUAUGGAGGUAUUCAAUAUUAUUCAAAAUCAUAGGCUUGUACAUCAGCAACUGUAAAUCAUGAAUGAAGUUUUAUUCCUUCAUGAAAGUUCUGCCCUUUGAUGAUCAAUCAUUUUCACUGCAA
Messenger RNA from Prunus persica (peach), 1136 nucleotides. RefSeq names its product CASP-like protein 5C1. Gene Ontology annotation, cellular component: membrane. The transcript is spliced from 3 exons. The record is from RefSeq and is a predicted model, not a curated record. Bases 504 to 962 code for a protein of 152 amino acids. Lineage: Eukaryota; Viridiplantae; Streptophyta; Magnoliopsida; Rosales; Rosaceae.